AUGGUGACGGCUUGUGACCACACAUUCUCCUCCUUCGCUUCUAGUAGUUUCUGGCUUCUGCUUGUUUCAAGGCUUCUGCCCUGAGCUGUUGUGAGGGGAAGGACGCGGGAAGUCUCUGACCUGACACUAUGGGGGAAGGAAAAGGCGACAGCUUCGACGGUGUGAGCACCGACCGCCUUAAAAUGGAGUUGCUGGAAGAAAUCCACUUGAAGGAAGUAGUGCAACUCUCAUUGCUUGAAAUAAGACACAAGAUAGCAGAACUGGAAGCCAAACUCAAUAGUGACUAUGAAGAUGAGAAACUGAGCCACAAAAAAGGUGGUGAAUGGAAAACCCGUUAUGAGACACAACUGGAACUGAAUGAUCAACUAGAAAAGCAAAUUGUUUCUCUCAAAGAGAAAAUGGCAAAAAUGCGUGGCAAUCCUUCAGAUAGACUAUCUUCUAUUCGUGUCUAUGAACAAAUGCCAGUGGAAUCCUUAAAUACAUUACUUAAACAGCUAGAAAAAGAAAAAAGGAGUCUUGAAAAUCAAGUGAAAGACUAUGCACUUAGACUGGAACAAGAAUCAAAGGCCUACCACAAGACCAACAAUGAACGCCGUACAUACUUAGCUGAAAUGUCUCAGGUCUCUGGCUCAUAUCAAGUUUCUAAAAAGCAACAGAUGGAUCAACUGCCUAGAAUGAAAGAGAAUCUAGUGAAAACGGGAAGAUAUAAUCCAGUUAAUCAGAAGACAAUGAAUGCCAAGAGAGGACCAACAAAAAAGGUUACAAGAUCAAACCAUCUUCCAAAACUCAAUCCAUGAUUCCAGAACUUGUGGAUUUCUAUUUCUUCGGUUUUUUUUUCCCCAUCUAUAAUAUUCAACUUUUGAAAUUAAUGUUCAACACAUUUUCCAGGAAAUGAAAUAGAAAAGAAAGAAUAGCCAAACUUCUUUUUAGAUCCUUUUCCAGAGGUUUGUUCCUUUGUCUGCAUGAAUGUAAUUUUCUCUAGUGACCCUAAAAUAUCUAAUAGAAGUAUUUGUGAUUUUUGAAAUAUCCUAGGAAAUCUGAAGGUUCGCAUCAUUACACUUGCUUUUAAUAAUAUCCAUGUUCUGCUCUGAUAGUAA
Messenger RNA from Microcebus murinus (gray mouse lemur), 1097 nucleotides. Its product is annotated as coiled-coil domain-containing protein 169. Gene Ontology annotation, molecular function: protein dimerization activity. Lineage: Eukaryota; Metazoa; Chordata; Mammalia; Primates; Cheirogaleidae. The record is from RefSeq and is a predicted model, not a curated record.